AUGGAUGCUGUCUGGCCUCGAUUACAUCAAGUGUUUCUGCAGAAGAGACGUAAUUUAAUUAAACAGGUUCAGAAGCAACCAUCAACACCAUCACCUUUACGACGACAAUUAAUUCGUUCUCGAUUCAAACGUUCAGGACUAAAUAUUGAAUCUUUAUAUGCUAUGACAAAAGAAGAAUCACCACAACAACAACAGGUUUUCUUAACCAGUACAGAUGGAUCAAAUUCAAUUGAUCGACAGUCAUUACCAGAGGACGAAGAACAGUGA
Messenger RNA from Didymodactylos carnosus, 267 nucleotides. The record is from the annotation of a GenBank genome assembly. NCBI's taxonomy places the organism in Eukaryota, Metazoa, Rotifera, Eurotatoria, Philodinida, Philodinidae.